AUGGCCUAUGUUUCCGAUGAAUUAAAAGCAGCCGCCUUGGUAGAUGAAGACGCAGACCGAGAAGAUCACACGGCAAAUGGAGAACCCUCGGCUAAGUACAUAUGUCCAGAAAAGGAACUCAGCAAGACGUGCCCCAGUUACCAGAAUUCUCCAGCUGCUGAAUUUUCCAGCCACGAAAUGGACAGCGAAUCCCACAUCAGUGAGACCAGUGAUCGAAUGGCUGACUUUGAAAACAGCUCCAUCAAGAUCGAAGAAGAGACGAAAGAUGUCUCCGUGCCCUUGGAAGACACCACCGCCAUCUCAGACAGCCUGGAGCAGAUGAAGGCUGUGUACAACAAUUUCCUGUCCAACUCCUAUUGGUCCAACCUCAAUCUCAACCUCCACCAGCCCUCGUCGGAGAAGAACACCGGUGGGAGCAGCAGCAGCAGCAGUAGCAGCAGCAGCAGCUGUGGCAGCAGUAGCUUUGAUUGGCAUCAGAGUGCCAUGGCUAAGACCCUACAACAGGUGUCACAGAGUCGCAUGCUGCCUGAGCCCAGCCUCUUCAGUACUGUGCAGCUGUAUCGGCAGAGUAGCAAGCUCUACGGCUCCAUCUUCACAGGGGCCAGCAAGUUCCGCUGCAAGGAUUGCAGUGCGGCCUAUGACACCCUGGUAGAGCUGACGGUGCACAUGAACGAGACAGGCCACUACCGUGAUGAUAACCACGAGACAGACAGUAAUAACCCCAAACGGUGGUCCAAGCCACGCAAGCGCUCUUUGCUGGAGAUGGAAGGGAAAGAAGAUGCUCAGAAAGUCCUCAAGUGCAUGUACUGCGGGCACUCCUUUGAGUCCCUGCAGGAUCUGAGCGUGCACAUGAUCAAAACAAAACACUACCAGAAAGUGCCUCUUAAGGAACCGGUCACUCCCGUGGCCGCAAAAAUCAUCCCUACCACGCGGAAAAAAGCAUCGCUGGAAUUGGAGCUCCCCAGCUCCCCGGAUUCCACAGGGGGAACCCCCAAAGCCACCAUCUCGGAUACCAAUGAUACGCUCCAGAAGAACUCCAACCCUUACAUCACGCCAAAUAACCGGUACGGCCACCAGAAUGGGGCCAGCUAUGCCUGGCAUUUCGAAGCCCGCAAAUCCCAGAUCCUCAAGUGUAUGGAGUGUGGCAGUUCCCACGAUACGCUGCAGGAGCUCACAGCCCACAUGAUGGUCACGGGCCACUUCAUCAAGGUCACCAACUCAGCCAUGAAGAAGGGGAAACCCAUCAUGGAGACGCCGGUCACCCCCACUGUCACCACCCUACUGGAUGAAAAGGUCCAGUCAGUGCCCCUGGCAGCCACCACCUUCACAUCCCCCUCCAACACGCCCGCCAGUGUCUCCCCCAAACUGAACUUAGACAUCAAGAAGGAAGUGGAGAAAGACAAAGUUGGCACAGAGGAGAAGCCGAAGGACAAAGAGAAGCCCAGCGAGGAAGAGGAGAAGUAUGAUAUUUCCUCCAAGUAUCAUUAUUUGACGGAGAAUGACUUAGAGGAGAGCCCGAAGGGGGGCUUGGACAUCCUCAAAUCUUUAGAAAACACAGUGACGUCUGCCAUCAACAAGGCUCAGAAUGGCACCCCUAGCUGGGGAGGUUACCCCAGCAUCCAUGCUGCCUACCAGCUUCCCAACAUGAUGAAAUUGUCUUUGGGCUCCUCUGGGAAGAACACGGCCUUGAAACCCUUGUUUGGCAGCAAUGAGAUUGUAUCCCCCACAAAAAGCCAGGCCCUGAUCUCACCCCCCAGUAGCCAAACAUCCCCAAUGCCCAAAACCAAUUUCCACGCCAUGGAAGAACUGGUAAAGAAAGUCACCGAGAAAGUCGCCAAGGUGGAGGAGAAAAUGAAGGAGCCUGAAGCCAAACUGUCCCCGCCCAAGAGGGCCACCCCUUCUCCGUGUGGCAGUGAACUGAGCGACCCCAUCAAGACGGAAGCCGCCAACGACGGGAGCUUUAAAAGCCAAGAGGGGAGCCCCAGCAGCCCCCCUCGGGAUGGCUGCAAAGAGGGGAGCCCCAAGGCAGAACCGGUGGAGAACGGUAAAGAGCUGGCAAAGCCCCUGAGCAGUAGCCUGAGUGGCAGCACCGCCAUCAUCACCGAACACCCCCCGGAGCAACCCUUUGUGAACCCUCUGAGUGCCCUGCAGUCGGUAAUGAACGUGCACUUGGGCAAGGCUGCCAAGCCCUCCCUGCCCACCUUGGACCCCAUGAGUAUGCUUUUCAAGAUGAGCAACAGUCUGGCGGAGAAGGCGGCCGUGGCUACCCCGCCGCCACCCCUGCCUCUGGCCAAAAAGGCUGACCACCUGGAUCGUUAUUUUUACCACGUCAACAACGAUCAACCUAUAGAUCUGACGAAAGGCAAGAGUGACAAAGGCUGUUCCGGGGGCUCAGGGCUUUUAUCCCCCACGUCCGCCUCCCCCGCCACCUCUUCAUCUCUGGUGACAACGGCCAAGACAUCCGCCGUCGUCUCCUUCAUGUCAAACUCGCCGCUGCGCGAGAACGCCUUGUCAGACAUCUCUGAUAUGCUGAAGAACUUGACAGAGAGCCACACGUCCAAAUCCUCCACUCCUUCCAGCAUCUCGGAGAAGUCUGACAUUGACGGGACCGCCCUGGAGGAGGCCGAGGAGGCCACACCUGCGCAGAAGAGAAAAGGGCGUCAGUCCAACUGGAACCCACAGCAUCUACUGAUCCUCCAGGCCCAGUUCGCCGCCAGCCUGAGACAAACCUCAGAGGGCAAAUACAUCAUGUCUGACCUGAGCCCUCAGGAGCGCAUGCACAUCUCCCGGUUCACCGGGCUCUCCAUGACCACCAUCAGUCACUGGCUGGCCAACGUGAAGUACCAGCUUCGAAGGACAGGUGGGACAAAGUUCCUGAAAAACUUGGACACUGGCCACCCUGUGUUUUUUUGUAACGACUGUGCAUCCCAGAUCAGGACUCCAUCCACUUACAUUAGUCAUUUGGAGUCACAUCUAGGUUUUCGGUUACGAGACUUAUCCAAAUUGUCCACCGAACAGAUUAAUCAUCAAAUAGCACAAACCAAGUCGCCAUCAUCAGACAAACUGGUGACCUCCUCCCCAGAGGAAGACUUAGGGACCUCGUAUCAGUGUAAGCUUUGCAACCGGACCUUUGCCAGCAAGCAUGCCGUGAAGCUUCACCUUAGCAAAACACACGGGAAGUCGCCCGAGGACCAUCUUCUGUAUGUGUCUGAGCUGGAGAAGCAGUAGCAUUUGCUUCUGCUGGCGAAUGCUUGCAGUGUUGCUUUGAGAGAAAACUGUUUGAAGGCACCUUAAGGCCAUUCUAUCUUGUUUCUUGGGUACAUGUUCUUAUGUUAACUAUGGAGAAUUAUUCUGGGCCGGACUGGUUUUUUUUUUUUUUGUAUAACUGUACAGUGUUUAAUAGAGGUGCAUAAUCAGCUGUUAACUGGUAUAAAAUAAUGAAGG
Messenger RNA from Dipodomys ordii (Ord's kangaroo rat), 3444 nucleotides. It is a transcript of the gene Tshz3, whose product is annotated as teashirt zinc finger homeobox 3. Gene Ontology annotation, biological process: regulation of transcription by RNA polymerase II. Gene Ontology annotation, molecular function: DNA-binding transcription factor activity, RNA polymerase II-specific; DNA binding. The transcript is spliced from 2 exons. The record is from RefSeq and is a predicted model, not a curated record. Bases 1 to 3228 code for a protein of 1075 amino acids. Lineage: Eukaryota; Metazoa; Chordata; Mammalia; Rodentia; Heteromyidae. Gene Ontology annotation, cellular component: nucleus.